CUGUUCCAAAUCGUUAGCGUUAAAAAAACCAAGACACUAAUAGAUGAGUGAAUGAAAAGAGGAUUUGGUGUAAGAGCUUUGCUCAUUUCCUUUCGAAACUGUAACCCUCUUCCGCCGCCGCUACUACCACUGUCACUCCCCUUUCGCGCCGCUAGAUCUCUUCAUUCGCCGUCGUCUUCCGUCGCAGCCAUGCCCGGAGCUGAUACUCAGCAUGUGGAGUGGCCGGCGAAGCGCGUGAGGGACACUUUCAUGGGUUUCUUCGAAGGCAAGAAUCACGUCAACUGGAAGUCCAGCCCCGUCGUUCCCUUCAAUGACCCCACUCUUCUCUUCGCCAACGCUGGUAUGAACCAGUUCAAGCCAAUUUUUUUGGGUACCGCGGAUCCCAACACUGCCUUGAGUAAACUCUCUCGUGCUUGCAACACACAAAAGUGCAUUCGAGCUGGUGGUAAACACAAUGAUCUUGAUGAUGUAGGGAAGGACACCUACCACCACACCUUCUUUGAAAUGUUGGGAAAUUGGUCCUUCGGGGAUUACUUUAAAGUAGAAGCCAUCAGCUGGGCGUGGGAGCUUCUAACCGAAGUUUACAAGUUACCUUCAGAUCGCUUGUAUGCCACAUAUUUUGGUGGUGAUGAAAAGGCUGGUCUUGCCCCUGAUUUUGAGGCUAGAGAUAUAUGGCUGAAGUUUUUGCCUCCUGGACGUGUGCUUCCUUUUGGAUGCAAAGACAAUUUCUGGGAAAUGGGUGAUACUGGUCCUUGUGGACCUUGCACUGAAAUACAUUUUGACAGAAUUGGUAACCGUGAUGCUGCAUCAUUGGUUAAUUAUGAUGAUCCUACUUGCAUUGAGAUAUGGAACCUUGUCUUUAUUCAGUUCAAUAGGGAGGCUGAUGGCUCUCUUAAACCGCUUCCAGCAAAGCAUGUUGAUACGGGCUUGGGUUUUGAACGAUUGACCUCUGUACUACAAAACAAAAUGAGCAAUUAUGACACUGACAUCUUCAUGCCAAUCUUUGAUGUUAUUCAGAAGGCAACUGGUGCCAGACCAUAUUCUGGUAAAGUUGGAGCAGAUGAUGUAGAUAAAGUUGACAUGGCAUACAGGGUUGUUGCAGAUCACAUCAGAACUCUUUCAUUUGCAAUUGCUGACGGGUCUCGUCCUGGUAAUGAUGGUCGUGAGUAUGUUCUAAGACGAAUACUUCGUCGAGCUGUGCGGUAUGGACGUGAAGUGCUAAAAGCUAAAGAGGGAUUUUUCAGUGGGUUUGUAAGUGUGGUGGUGAAUUUGAUGGGUGAUGUUUUCCCUGAGCUAAAACAACAGGAAACACACAUUCGGAAUGUAAUUGAAGAGGAGGAGGAAAGUUUUGGAAGAACCUUAAUUAAGGGUAUUGAGAAAUUUGAGACAGCUGUUCAACAUGUUCAGGGAAAGACACUGAGUGGGGAGGAAGCAUUUGUCUUGUGGGAUACAUAUGGAUUCCCAUUAGAUCUCACUCAGCUGAUGGCUGAAGAAAAAGGAUUAGUUGUUGAUGUUAAAGGUUUUGAUAGGGCAAUGGAGGCUGCAAGAGAGAGAUCCAGAAGUGCUCAAACAAAGCAAGCUGGUGGGGCCAUUGUCAUGGAUGCUGAUGCUACCUCUGCAUUGCACAAAAGGGGCAUAUCCCCAACAGAUGAUAGCUUCAAAUAUGCUUGGUUCAAGGACCAUGAGAGUGUGGUACAAGCAAUAUAUACUGGUUCUGAGUUUGUUGAUACCGUUAAUACUGGUGAUGAUGUUGGUUUAGUUCUGGAAUCUACAAGCUUCUAUGCUGAGCAAGGUGGUCAGGUAUCAGGCCUUUUUAAAUAAAUUGUUGAAAUAUAU
Molecule: messenger RNA, 1836 nt
Organism: Vigna umbellata (rice bean)
Lineage: Eukaryota; Viridiplantae; Streptophyta; Magnoliopsida; Fabales; Fabaceae
Source: RefSeq, a predicted model, not a curated record